AUGUCAAGAAUGAACAAGACUUACCUCGGAGGCUACAGUCAGGUUUGCGCAUCCCAAACCCUUAUUCUCGGAGUCUCUCAUCAGAACCAAACUCCCCGCUGGCCAUACGAAAACCCUAGAUCCUCCUUCAACUCGUAUCUCUCAGAUUUCAAGAUGGUGUCUGACGCGAGUAAGAAGAAGGCAGCUCAGAAGAAGGCUGCUGCCGCCGCUAAGAGAGGAAGCAAGGCUGCCGCAGCGGCGGCCUCAUCAAAGGCUGCCGCCGCUGAAAAUGGCAGCAAAGCCGAUAGUUUGGCCAGUGGGGUCGCCGAUCUCCAUAUAUCUGAUCGGACGUGCACAGGAGUUCUCUGCUCGCAUCCGCUUUCAAGAGAUAUUCGGAUAGAAUCACUUUCACUCACUUUCCAUGGUCAUGAUCUAAUUGUGGACUCUGAACUGGAACUUAAUUACGGCAGACGUUAUGGUUUGCUUGGGUUAAAUGGAUGCGGGAAGUCCACACUUCUUUCAGCAAUCGGUUGUCGAGAGCUUCCUAUCCCCGAACACAUGGAUAUUUAUCACCUGACUAGAGAGAUUGAAGCAUCUGACAUGUCUUCACUUGAGGCUGUAAUAAGUUGUGAUGAGGAGAGGCUGAAACUGGAGAAAGAAGCCGAAGCUUUGGCUGGACAGGAUGAUGGAGGCGGUGAAGCUCUCGAGCGUAUUUAUGAACGUCUCGACGCAUUGGAUGCAUCGACUGCUGAGAAACGAGCUGCUGAGAUCUUAUUCGGUCUCGGCUUUAACAAAAAAAUGCAAGAAAAGAAAACACGUGACUUCUCUGGUGGGUGGAGGAUGAGGAUUGCUCUGGCAAGAGCUCUUUUCAUGAACCCUACUAUAUUGUUGCUUGAUGAACCUACUAAUCAUCUUGAUCUGGAAGCUUGCGUCUGGCUAGAGGAGAUGUUGAAAAAAUUUGACCGCAUCCUAGUAGUAGUCUCCCACUCCCAGGACUUCCUCAACGGCGUCUGCACCAACAUAAUCCACAUGCAGAGCAAGCAGCUGAAGCUGUACACCGGUAAUUUCGACCAAUACGUCCAGACGCGCGCAGAACUCGAGGAGAAUCAGAUGAAGCAAUACAAAUGGGAGCAGGAGCAAAUCGCCUCCAUGAAAGAAUACAUCGCGCGCUUUGGCCACGGCUCUGCCAAGCUGGCGCGCCAGGCCCAGAGCAAAGAAAAAACCCUCGCCAAGAUGGAGCGCGGUGGCCUCACCGAAAAAGUCGUUCGCGACAAAGUCCUCGUUUUCCGUUUCGUGGACGUCGGCAAGCUUCCCCCACCCGUUCUCCAGUUUGUAGAGGUAACAUUCGGCUACACCCCCGACAAUUUAAUAUACAAAAACCUCGACUUUGGCGUGGACCUCGACUCGCGUGUGGCCCUCGUUGGCCCCAAUGGUGCCGGAAAGAGUACUCUCCUGAAGCUGAUGACAGGGGAUUUGGUUCCGUUAGACGGCAUGGUGAGGCGGCACAAUCACCUGAGGAUUGCGCAGUUUCACCAGCAUUUGGCGGAGAAGCUUGACAUGGACAUGUCUGCCCUUCAGUUCAUGCUGAAGGAGUACCCAGGGAAUGAAGAGGAGAAGAUGCGGGCUGCUGUGGGCAGAUUUGGGCUUACGGGUAAGGCCCAAGUGAUGCCGAUGAGGAAUUUGUCGGAUGGGCAGAGGAGUAGAGUGAUAUUUGCGUGGCUGGCGUGGAGGCAGCCACACAUGCUGCUGCUGGAUGAGCCGACUAACCAUUUGGAUAUCGAGACGAUUGAUUCCUUGGCUGAGGCGCUUAAUGAGUGGGAUGGGGGUUUGGUGCUCGUUAGCCAUGAUUUUAGGCUGAUAAACCAGGUGGCGCAUGAGAUAUGGGUUUGUGAGAAUCAGGCGGUGACGAGGUGGGAAGGUGAUAUUAUGGACUUUAAGGAGCAUCUCAAGGCGAAGGCUGGCUUGGCUUGAAUUUUUCUGUUUUAGAUGUGUGUGGUGUGACUGCCAGGUUCCGUUAUCGCUUCCUCUGACUGCCAGGAUCAUACAUAUACUGUGAGGUGUAGGAACUGAAUGGCGGUUUUAUGUGGGGGCUGUUUGUUAACAGUCAGGUAAUAUUUGGGGGGACUUUGGGCCUUGAGGGGCGGAGUCCUAUGUGAGGGGUUUAUUUGAGAGAUUUGUUUUAUCUGAUAUUUGCUCAAACUCUAUAAGAUAGAUAUUUUUUUUUUGUUUGGUGGGACUUUGUGAUCUAAUGAGGUCACGCAUCUAUAUGAACAAUUUGCUUUUGAGUGGUGCUUUUAUAUUGGAAUUAUUUCUUCUGUGGUUACAUUGGCAGCAUGCUUCCACUUGAGAUAAGAUUAUGAUAUUCUGCUUGGGAAUUGAUUAAAUAAAAGUUACGCUUGCGCUUAUCGUUAGCUCAACACGGUACGAGGGCUUAGAUAAGUCCAGGAGGAGGUUCCAUUGAAGCCAAAAAUUUCCAUCCACUUAUUUUAAUGCAUUU
Striga asiatica is the source of this 2476-nucleotide messenger RNA. The record is from the annotation of a GenBank genome assembly. NCBI's taxonomy places the organism in Eukaryota, Viridiplantae, Streptophyta, Magnoliopsida, Lamiales, Orobanchaceae.